Molecule: messenger RNA, 1297 nt
Organism: Amyelois transitella
Lineage: Eukaryota; Metazoa; Arthropoda; Insecta; Lepidoptera; Pyralidae
Exons: 2
Coding region: 21-1277 (418 amino acids)
Source: RefSeq, a predicted model, not a curated record
CACGACGGAAUCGACUCAUAAUGGAGUUGAAAAUAAUCAUUUUAUUGAGUAUAGUGAUAAUUGUCAGUGAAUGUGAACAGAAAUGCGAUAAAAUGCGUGAACUUGUGAGAGAGAAACGUGCUAAAUAUUACUCCAAUCCACCGCAGCGGUUCUACAGGCGUCCGCCUAUGACGUACCCCGUCAAAGGCCCGUUCUCUUACACCCCACCGCCUUUUGUUACGAGUGACAACGCAGACCCCUUCCCACCAAGCAACAGACCGCCGAAGGUUAGUAAAAAAGUUAGAAACGACGGUCUGGGAGAGGAGGAUAUCAAUAAUCUCGUUAAGUAUCUGUCUAAACAAGACCUAGAUAAGAUAAUAGAUAUAGCUUAUGAGAAAGAUAAACAUAAUAAUGUACCUUUUGAAACUGGCCCGCCGAUUAAAGAUGAGAGGCAAAGAUACUAUAAAUUAAACACGGAACAAUACAAAGAUGUGCCAUUUGAGUAUGCCAAUAAUCCAGGUGAUAACUAUGAAGUUUACAAAAGCGUCGAUAAUAUGGGACAGAAUUUUGCAAGUCCUGAUUUAGGCAGCAAUGAUCAGAAACCUUAUGAGAUCGAAUACAAUAGUCCGCCACAAGAAAAUGUAGUACCCAGAAUCGUCAACACAAAUCCAAAUUUUAAUAUUGUAGACUCUGUGAGCACACCUUUUGAUGUUCAAGAAUCUAUGCAACAUAGUCAUAUAACAUCCGUUCCUACAUUCUAUAAUAAACAUAUACAAGAUAUAUAUGAUACCUCAAAAGCAAAUGAUCAAAAUCAAAUUUAUACAGACAGUAAAGUCAUGAAUGAAGAAAUUCUACCAAGGCCAGUGAAUCUAAGAGAUGAUGAAUACAUUGUAUCGUUUACUCACAAUGUGCCUAAUGUAGUCAAAGUAGAUGAAUCAUAUAAAGUGGAAAGUUUUGGAGAUCUGCCCCUGAUGAACUACAACUCUAAACUGGACUCUGUCAGCUCGUACCAUGUACCUCAUUACACUGUCACGACUUCAAACAAGAGACCUUCUCCAUCAUACAGCGCUCCACAAUCAUCAUACAGCGCCCCGCCGUCAUCAACAUACAGUUCAUCAUCAUCAGACGUUCCUUUAGAACCCGCGCCUCCCGCGUCCGAGGCUAAAGCCCAAAGCGACGCCCACCUCAAAGCCAUCAGAAUCUGGACUCACAGGUCUAAAGGCACCGCUUACUACCUCCAUAGUGAUGGGACUUUAUCGUUAGAGAAACCACAAAAACCAAAACCGUACGGAUCAUAGAAUAAGUAGACAUACAUACA